UCUUUUGUCAAACUAACAAACCAACCAACCCAAAAAAAAAGAAACUCCCAUUUCAUUUGUUUGUUACUACUAUACUUUGGCUUCUCUACCUGCUGCAACUUUCCUUCUCUCCCACUUUCUCUCCCUAAAGGGUCUUGCAACACCCCAUGUUUUUUUCUUUUUUGUUCACCCUUUAAAAGUUUUUUCCAAGGGAAAUACUUAAAAAGAAAAAAACAUGGUUCGAGCUGUGGAACAAGACCAGGAAAAUCCCAGGUCCAAACUGUUCAAUUUCAGAGGGAUGUUUGAGAACACUGGGAGGCAUGCUAAGAGCUUGAGCGUUGACACCGGCACUCGAUUGGAUCCUACGGCAGAGGAUGGUGCAGCCUCAUCAAGAAGCCAAGGAUCAAGACCAAUUAAUGAUUUGGACAAGGUUCCUAAGGCAAGGAUCAUAAGCAAGGAGGAAAUCGCAGCUAAGGAAGCCAAAGAGAAACUAUUACAAGAGAUGGAACAGAUGAGAGAGAGAUUUGCAAAACUGCUAUUGGGUGAGGACAUGUCCGGUGGAGGAAAAGGUGUUUCUUCUGCAUUGGCACUGUCAAAUGCAUUCACAAACCUUGCUGCUUCUGUUUAUGGUGAACAAAAGCGCCUAGAACCGAUGCCGGCAGAAAGGAAAGCAAAAUGGAGAAAAGAAAUUGAUUGGCUUCUAUCAGUCACAGAUUAUGUUGUUGAAAUGGUUCCUACACAACAAAAAUCAAAGGAUGGUUCACAAAUGGAGAUUAUGACAACGCGACAACGAGCAGAUCUUCACAUGAAUAUCCCUGCCUUGCGCAAGCUUGAUGCAAUGCUUCUUGAAUGUCUGGAUAACUUCAAAGAUCAAAAUGAGUUCUACUACAUAUCGAAAGAUGCAGAUGAUUCAGAUUCAGACAGUGGAAAGAAAAAAAAUGAUGAUAAGUGGUGGUUACCUGUACCUAAGGUUCCCGCGGAAGGUCUAUCUGAUGCAGCGAGAAAAUUUCUACAGUAUCAGAAAGAUAGUGUGAAUCAAGUACUUAAAGCAGCCAUGGCAAUUAAUGCACAAGUUCUAACAGAAAUGGAGAUCCCUGAAAGCUAUAUUGAAUCCUUACCCAAGAAUGGAAGAGCAAGUCUUGGGGACUCAGUCUACAGGAGCAUUACAGUUGAGUUUUUUGAUCCUGAUCAAUUCUUAUCAACCAUGGACUUAUCAUCAGAACACAAAAUCCUAGAUCUCAAGAAUAGAAUUGAAGCAUCAAUAGUGAUUUGGAAGAGGAAGAUGAACCAAAAAGAUAGCAAAUCUGCUUGGGGUUCUGCUGUAAGUUUGGAAAAAAGAGAGCUCUUUGAAGAGAGAGCAGAAACCAUCUUACUUCUCUUGAAGCACCGUUUCCCUGGCAUUCCACAAUCUUCAUUGGAUAUAAGCAAAAUCCAAUUCAACAAGGAUGUGGGGCAAGCAGUUCUUGAGAGCUAUUCAAGAAUAUUGGAAAGUUUGGCCUUCACAGUACUUUCAAGAAUAGAUGAUGUGCUUCAAGCAGAUUACCAAACUCAAAAUGUACCAGGAAGAAAGAGCAGUGCUGCCAGAAUCUCCUUUUCGAAGCCGAGUCCUAGAGAAGAGAUGGACAAGGUUGGUGCAGAUCAAACGCCUGGUUCAAUGACUCUAUCAGAUUUCAUGGGUUGGGGCUCUGAUCAAGCUGACUCAGAGGUGAAGAAAGACCCCUUCGCAGCUUCAGAUGAUUUUUACAAUAAUGUUGAUAUGAAGCAACCACAAAAACUUCCAGAAGUAGUGACCACCAAGAAAGUGUCAUACCUUGAGACAUUGGGUGUGAUGAGAAGUCCCACAUCGCGCCAUUGAAGAACAAGAGUGUAGAGUGAGAAGCUUGGUCUUCAAAAUCAAAAGCACCAUCAGACCACUUACCCAUAAUGGUGUUUUGUUAGAGUCUUGAUAGCUUAAUUUUGGUCAAUUCCUUCCUUUUGUACAUAGGAAUGAAUAUAUAGCACCAUCAGCUUUGAAGCAUUGUCAAAUAUUUAUAUUAUCCUCAGUAUAUAUGAGAAAGAUUUGUAGUCUGGUAGCCACCUUGAUAAGAUUUAAAUUUAGGGCGUGUUUAGAUACAA
Lotus japonicus is the source of this 2094-nucleotide messenger RNA. RefSeq names its product rop guanine nucleotide exchange factor 12. Gene Ontology annotation, molecular function: guanyl-nucleotide exchange factor activity. The transcript has 7 exons. Lineage: Eukaryota; Viridiplantae; Streptophyta; Magnoliopsida; Fabales; Fabaceae. The record is from RefSeq and is a predicted model, not a curated record. Bases 215 to 1834 code for a protein of 539 amino acids.